Ailuropoda melanoleuca (giant panda) is the source of this 4963-nucleotide messenger RNA. RefSeq names its product UDP-GlcNAc:betaGal beta-1,3-N-acetylglucosaminyltransferase 7 (gene B3GNT7). The transcript is spliced from 4 exons. Gene Ontology annotation, cellular component: Golgi membrane. Gene Ontology annotation, molecular function: UDP-glycosyltransferase activity; hexosyltransferase activity. The record is from RefSeq and is a predicted model, not a curated record. Lineage: Eukaryota; Metazoa; Chordata; Mammalia; Carnivora; Ursidae. Bases 1 to 1812 code for a protein of 603 amino acids. Gene Ontology annotation, biological process: poly-N-acetyllactosamine biosynthetic process; protein O-linked glycosylation.
AUGGCGGGAACCUGGGGGCGCAUGGAAGGUGGGCGGUGGGUGGUGUCCCGGUUCACACGCGUCCAGAGGGACCGACGACCCCAGGGAAGCUCCGAGGGGGGAAAUCGAGUACUCGGGACGAGAGUGACCCUCGUGGGCUCCGAAGUCCCGACUGGGCCACUCCGGGUCGGGCCUCGGGUUCCGCCUCCGCGAAAUGGGCCACUGGCGCUGGCCGCGGUGCAGAGCGCUGGCGUUUCCCGGAACGGACGGGCUCGGCGGCGGCGCUCGGGAUGCCCGGCGGUGCGCGGCGCCCGAACCAACCGGACGGGGCCGGGACCAUCCGGGCCCCCUGCCUGUUCCCCAAGGGCCCUCAACCCCUGUGUCUCCACAAGAGAGACCCGGGCAGGAGGCCUGGCCACCUCCAGAGUUCAAAAUGUAAACCCAGGCAGCCCGACUCUGCACGGCUUGCGUGGGUCCCCUGGUCCUGGCAGAGGCAGGGCAGGGCCGGAGAGGAAGCAGGACCCUCCUCUGACCACUCAGGGGCCUCGGGACUGGAGUCCGUGCCCACUGCAGCUCCAGACAAGUCACAGAGGACUCAUCCUUUCCUCUCUCCUCUGUACCACCCUCCAUCCCCACCCCACCCCCAGGAAGAAAACCGUCUACAAGAGUGUGUGCCUGUCCCUGGCCCUGCUUGUGGCCGUCACGGUAUUCCAGCGCAGUCUGACCCCCCACCAGUUUCUUCAAGAGCCCCCGCCGCCCACCCUAGAGCUACAAAAGGCCCAGAACCCAAGCGGACACCUGGUGAACCCCAACAGCUUCUGGAAGAACACCAAGGAUGCGGCUGCCCCCACGCCCACGGCCCCGCCAGGGCCCCGGACUUGGGACAUCAGCACCACUAACUGCUCAGCCAAUAUCAACCUGACCCACCAGCCCUGGUUCCAGGGCCUGGAGCCCCACUUCCAGCAGUUCCUGACCUACCGCCACUGCCGCUACUUUCCCAUGCUGCUGAACCACCCGGAGAAGUGCAGCGGCGCCGUCUACCUGCUGGUGGUGGUCAAGUCGGUCAUCACGCAGCACGACCGCCGCGAGGCCAUCCGCCAGACCUGGGGCCGGGAGCAGGAGUCGGGCCGCGGCGCCGUGCGCACGCUCUUCCUGCUGGGCACGGCCUCCAAGCAGGAGGAGCGCGCGCACUACCAGCAGCUGCUGGCCUACGAGGACAGGCUCUAUGGCGACAUCCUGCAGUGGGACUUCCUGGACAGCUUCUUCAACCUGACCCUCAAGGAGAUCCACUUCCUCAAGUGGUUCGACAUCUACUGCCCCCACGUCCAGUUCAUCUUCAAGGGCGACGAUGACGUCUUCGUCAACCCCACCAACCUGCUCGAGUUCCUGGCUGACCGGCAGCCCCAGGAAGACCUGUUCGUGGGCGACGUCCUGCAGCACGCGCGGCCCAUCCGCAAGAAGGACAACAAGUACUACAUCCCCGGCGUCCUGUACAGCAAGGCCAGCUACCCACCGUACGCGGGCGGGGGCGGCUUCCUCAUGGCCGGCGGCCUGGCCCGGCGCCUGCACCGCGCCUGCGACACCCUGGAGCUCUACCCCAUCGACGACGUCUUCCUGGGCAUGUGUCUGGAGGUGCUGAGCGUGCAGCCCACGGCGCACGAGGGCUUCAAGACGUUCGGCAUCUCCCGGAACCGCAACAGCCGCAUGAACAAGGAGCCCUGCUUCUUCCGCUCCAUGCUCGUGGUGCACAAGCUGCCGCCCGCCGAGCUGCUGGCCAUGUGGGGGCUGGUGCACGGCAAUCUGACGUGCGCCCGCAGGCUGCAGGUGCUUUGACCCCGGCCGCACCGCGGGGACAGGCAGGGCCGCGUGUUCCCGAGCCCCAGGCAGCGGGGGGCUGGAGCCACGAUGCCAGGACAGAGACCGGGGCCCCCCGCGGGGCAGUGGGGGGGCUGGGGCUUCGUGUGCCCAUGGGUGUGAUGGGGCGCAGUUAGCCAGAGGGGGCCUCCCUGCCUGCACGUUACCCAGAAAGUGGAGCUGAGGCCCGGGAACGUUUGCAGCUGUCCCGCCAGCGGAAGAUCGUCUUGGGAGCGAGGCCGUGGGCCGCUGGUAGCCCUCCUGACCUGGGUUCCCUGCCUGGCUCCCUGUGACCUGGCGGUCUCUGAAGGAACCCCGUGCUCAGGUACCCGGGUUAGGCCUGGCCCUGGAUGGGUCAGUGGCGGCCUCUUGUCUUCACAGAGAAGAUUCUCCUUCUCCCAUGAAAUGCCUCGGUCUCCCCCACGGUCCCAAGCUGCCCUUUCAGGAGAAGCUCAUCCCUGUGCAGGCUCACAGGCCCUCCCCUCCGACCCCGCGGCCCAUGCCCCUGGGUCUCCAGGAGAUGGAAGCUCGGAAGGCCCUCAGCACCACCCCCGCCCCCAAUCCUGCCUGGAGUCACUGCUCAGUCUCUGCUCGCAGGUGGCUUCACUCCUGGCUGUGUCCUGUGAUGCUCCAUCAGCCCCUGUCUGGAAGUGCGGCUGGCCGCCCUGACUACCUCAGCAAUGCUCAGAACCUCCGAUGGGCUGCAGCCCCACUCCACCCCCGACACAGGGCCAGAGAGCAGUGCUCCAGCCCCCGCAGUCACGGUGCUGCCCAACCCACCGAGGGCCCUCGUGCGGUCCCACCGAGGCCUGGCUCCCCAGCCGGAAACCAGCCGGUUUGGCCCUGGAGGUGGACGUUCCUCUAUUACUGUGAAGUUUUAUUUAUGAAGAAUUUGGAGGGAGAGAGUGCCAGGCCUCGGGAGAUGUGGUGUUCUUCCUUUCCCUUCCCUCAUUCCAGCAAGAUACCACCUCCCUCGGCCACUCACCACCCCCCCACCCAGGGCACCCCCAUGCCUGUUACAGUCCCCCUCCGGAACCCUGCCCUCCCUGCCUGCCUACUUCUCCAGGGUCUGAGCAGACCAGCAUGGGCCCCUGUGAAGGGAUGGAGUGAACCCUCAGGCGUCCUUGGGGAUGGGCGCAGAAGGGUGCCCCCUCAUAUCAGGGUGGAGACACCUGGGAAAGGAUUGAGGGAUCAACUCUGUUUUCUCAAUAAAAGGGGGCUGGUUUUUUCUGGUGUGUGACUUCCCGUCACCAUUUCCAUCAGAAAGAGUCUGGGGCUGGGGUUGCCAGAGAUUUCUGAAGACACAGCUUGUUCUUGCCCUUGGCUGCUGGGUCCACAAGGACCCCUUGAAGGGCUUUAGAGGGAGGCACGUGCCAGGAUUAAAGCAGAGAGCACAAGGGCCAGAGUCUAGAGAGCUGGCUCCUGGAGGAGUUACUGUGGGGGAGAAACAUGGCGGCUAACGGAGGGGGUGGGGGCUGGUCAGGCCCAGUAUGAGAAGGUCAGGAGCCCGUGAGGGAGGCAGGGCCUGUGAGGCCUUCUGGGUUUCAGGAAGGUGUUCAGACUUGAUCCUGAGAGAGCAAAGGGGCAAGGAGCAGGAGCCCUGGGUGUGCACUCCCUUCCUCGGGGCUCACUGGUGUCUCCAGCUGGGCCCCAGGAAAGGGAGCUCUCAGUGGAGACUGUGCAUUCCCAGCAUGGGAACUUCUCAGCCGUGGGCCCCAUGGGCAGCCUUGCUCCUGAUCCCAUUUCAGACCUCAGGGGCCGAGGCCUAGGCAGACAGAGCUGGCAGACAAGUGGGGCGCCGGCAUUAGCACAGCAGAAGGAAGGGAGGAAGGUCGGGAGCCCACCAAAGGGGACCAGUGUAACAGGCACCCCAGCACAAGGUGGGGAACAGGCUUCAGCCCUGGGUGUGACACUGCACCUUUGUCUCGAAGGAGGAGUGGCAUUCCUGUGGUAGAAGGGGAAGGAGGGUUCCCAGGCUGGGGACAUGUGCAACAGCCCAGAAGAGCAAAACAGGGGCGUCCGGAGGAGCAGCCGGCUGCCUGGUGUGGACAGUGUGGAGUUGGGAGGGAUGGGGUGGGACAUCCUGGUAAAAAACCUCGUCUGGCUAAGAGUUAGGAUGCUUUCUGCUGGCACUGAGGACUCAUCACAGCUUCCAGAGCCAAGAACAAACAAGAUUAAGAUGGGAACCCUAGAAGCAUGCCCUUGACCCCAGUCCCCCUUGUCCCUUUGGCAAGGGGAGGCAGCCAGUCCCAGGACCCAGGAACAUCAGUCUGGGAACAUGGAACAUGGCCCCAAGGCCUCCCCACCACUGUCCCUGGCUCCUCUGUCCCCUCAGCAGGAACAGGGCUUCACAAAAGAAGGGGCUGGUGACCUGGAACUGCUGAGACCCUGCCCACCCUAAGCCAGCUGUCUAGAAGAACGGCCCAGCCCAGAGGGCACCCCAGCUGACCAGCCCUCAGCCAGCUCCUGGCCUGGCUCUGGCCCUUCCACCCACCUGGCCCUCAUUUCCUCCAUCUGCCUGGGAGUGUAACCUGGCUGCCUCCAAGGAGUAUGACCUUGGCCUUUCCAAGGUCUGUUGCUGAUCAUUUUGGGAAACAGACCCAGUGGCCUUUCAGGUCUUAGAGUCUUGCUUCCCAGUAACAGUGAUGGCAAAAAGGCCACUUUAUGGAGCUUAUUCACUUUGCCUGGCAUUUCACAUGUAUAAUGGGUAUGACCUUCACUGAGGGUACAAACACAGAUACAUUUGAAUGUUUGUCGUGGACUGAUGGAGUUCGAGUCCCUCCUGUGCCCUUAUUGGCAGAAAAUUGAAGUAGAAUAUGUCAUUCCAAAAUAUGCCUCUUUGGCAUGAAAAUUAUCUUGAGCUGGUUAUUUUUAAGAAACAGCAGACACAGGAGAAGCUCUGAAAACUGGGUUAGAUGUGACCCUUUUGUAGGGGGCAUUUAAACUUGUAAAAGAAAUCUCCAUUUGGGUCUCCCUCUCCACACCGGGAAGAGGAGGGAAGAGGAGGACGGCUCUGUAUCAGAAUCAUAACAUCUGAAAUCUGCCUAACAACCUUACGUGGGUUUGCUGUCCUUUUCCUGGUAACCUCCCAUAAGUGACUAGCCCUACCCAACACACACGCACACACACA